GUGGGAUUUAGCAGAAUGUGAGAAGAACCAUAUCCUUGCAGUCCAUGACUCAGUGGGGCUUCGAACUGAAGCGAAAUUUGUGGCCUAUCAUUUAGCAAAUGAUUGCUUCUUCAAUGGCCGCUGCUUCUUCUAGCUUGUGGACUUAUUCAUCUUCUACUCUCAGGAAGGAUAGAAGUACAACCCUCUGCGCUCCUUGUGUAAUUUUCCACGCCAAAUCUCAAAACUCUUACUCAUUCAAAUGGAAUCCUCUACCGGGUUUGAACUUAUUCUCUUCUUGGAAUGGACUGAGGAGGAAUCUCGGUGUUUCAAUUCCCAAACAAUAUGCAAAAAUGGAGAGGAAGAAGGGAAAAUGUAAAAGAAAUGAGGGCGUGGGCGUGUACGCUUCUCUCUUUGGAGUUGGAGCACCUGAAGCCCUCGUGAUUGGAGUGGUGGCUUUGUUGGUCUUUGGUCCCAAAGGUCUUGCUGAGGUUGCUAGGAAUUUGGGGAAGACUCUGCGUGCAUUUCAACCCACAAUUAGAGAGUUGCAGGAUGUCUCAAGGGAAUUCAAAAGCACACUUGAGAGAGAGAUUGGUCUAGAUGAUUUCCAAGAUCCCAAGCCGCAGCAGCAGCAGAAGAAGAACAUCUAUACUUCUUCAUCAAACCCAAACACUUCAUCUGAUCCAAAUGGUGCUCAAGCCUACUCAAGUGAAGAUUACUUGAAGAUAACAGAAGAGCAGUUGAAAUCAUUGUCAUCAUCUCAACAACAGCUGACAGGCAACAUUCCUACUACUUUAGAAUCGGAGCAGUCCGACCCACAAACUAAGGCACUAACUGAUCCUGCUCAAGAGGCUGAUGUACUGUCGACACCUCCAUCCCAAAAGUACGAAAAUGAUGUGUGAUGCCAACAUUUAAAAAAAAAAAAAUUAUUUCCCCUUUUUGUUGUUAUGUUCACACAAUUACUCAUAACAAGGGUAAAAAACAUAUGCAAUUGAGUUUGUAGUCUUUUUUGAAAUCUGUUGUAAACUGUGUACAGCAUAAGAACAUCCACCUUCCAAUCACUCUCUGUCAGUUUUUAUUGUUUAAAAUUCAAUGGAAUAAAUUCAUUAGCUUUCAA
Messenger RNA from Impatiens glandulifera, 1093 nucleotides. Its product is annotated as sec-independent protein translocase protein TATB, chloroplastic-like. Gene Ontology annotation, cellular component: membrane. Gene Ontology annotation, biological process: protein transport by the Tat complex. Bases 99 to 878 code for a protein of 259 amino acids. NCBI's taxonomy places the organism in Eukaryota, Viridiplantae, Streptophyta, Magnoliopsida, Ericales, Balsaminaceae. The record is from RefSeq and is a predicted model, not a curated record. The transcript is spliced from 5 exons.